AUGAUGCAUUCGCAAGAGUCGCCGCGCUACUCGAGACCCAAUGCAUUCGACGAUCUCAGUGCCGCUCACGAUUACCCACGGACAUCAUUCCUCGAUCCCAGCACGCCAGGCUACACCGACACAGACUGGAAGGCUAUGGCUGUCCUGCAGCAGAACCAGAGUGCCUAUGCUCAGCAGCAUCCCUCUUUGAUCAGUCCUUCCGACACAUCAAUGGCGAUUCGGCAUGGUCGAGACUGCCAUGUUCACAGCUCAAGAUACGACAUCUUGGCUAUCGAAGAGGUGGACGCUUUGAAGAAAGAGAAGACACAAGUCGAUGCCCGUAUCGAGGGAACACGUCGCAAACUCGCUCUGGAGAGCAAAGUCCGCGAGGCCGCUCGCUCCUUACACCGUCUGUAUUCGCAAGAAGGCCGUCUCUCGCAAGGCCGUAGAAAGAGCUUGUUGGGAGACCGAAGACUUAGUUCGUCCAGUGUCAAGAGCAACAGUGUUGGCCAGGCCAGCGACGAACUUGCUCAAAGCGAGAAGAAGGUUGAAGAGCUGGUCCAGAUUCUGGUCGGUCUCGAGAACCGCAGACAAUACAUCGAAAGCAGGCUCUUGCGCCACACGGCUGCUGUCCUGCAGGCUGCUCAUCUCCAGCGCGAAGCCGAGUCUGCUGACUAUCUCUCGCCAGGCUCUCUGCCUCACAUUCGCGACUACGAUCAGAGUGUCUACAGCGACGUCUCCAAAGGACAGUCGGCCAUUCACAACAGCGAAUUGAACGAUGUCAACACACGGCUACAGUUUCUGAAUGGCCAGAUGCGAUCCCUCAUCUCACAGGCAAAGAAGGGUCGUUCAGGCAGCAUCGAUACUUCGCCCGAUGACAUUCCAUCCGCCUACCCAGAAGACGACGAACCCUCGAUCCGCAUCAACAACCAGCUCGAACAAUUGCAAGACGGCAUNUUUGCCCUACUCGAAGAACACAAAUACAUUGCUCAAUCACGCGAGGACAGUCUUAGUGGCUCCAAGGAAGAUCAGAGUCUUGUCGAGAAAAGGUUGGAGGGUGUCAACAAUCAGCUAUUCACCUUCCUUUCUGGCUACGAACAUAUACAGCCACCUCCACAACCCACUGGUCAAGGCACCCAAGAUCAGAUCAGCUACCUUGAGGAAAACCUUACAAAUGUCGAUCACAUGCUGCAGCACUCUUCGUCCCUCCAAGACUCUCAUCAAGCCAUUACUAGAGAAUUGGACGAGGCGCACGCCAAAGUCAACACUCAUGCUGAAAAGUCUGCACAACACGAGGCAGUUAUGCUAGGCCUUUGGGGAAUUAUGUCUUCCAAGGAAUCUGCUGCUGCCAACAGAGAUGUUGACUCUGAUGAUGAAGAGCUCAACAGAACCAUAUCUGAGCCUUUCACCACUGAAGCUUUCACAUCCAAGGUUCAACACUUGUUCUCUCGUCAUAACGACCUCGAGACUCAGACUGCUAUCCUAAAGAGACAAAUUGAGCAACAACGUGAGCUCGCCGGAAAGUCUAACAGUGAGGAUGCUGCUCGUGCCAGCGAAAUCGAGGAUCUCAAGGAGCGCGAGCAAGAGGCACUGGAAGAAAUUGAGGCACAGAGCAAGCGUGUCGAACAACUUGAGGAUCAGAUUGUUGAACUCGAGAACAAAAUUUCCGAGCAUCAAGAUGAAGCACGAAUUGCAGCCAUUGAGGCACAGCACAAGGAGAGCGACCACCAGGACCGUCUAGAGGAGUUGAACGGAUCUCUCAACCAAGCCAAGGUAGCCAGAGAGACUGCAGAGGCGAAUCUGGCUAUGAAGGCAGAAGAGAUGGACGACCUCGAGGCUGAGAUCAUACGUCUCACCACCGAGCUGGCGAUGGCAAAAGCAGAGUUGGAUGGUGCGUACGGCAGUCGAUCCGAGCGCGCCAGAGAAGUGACGUCGCACCCCGAGUUCCAGGAGCUGGAGCAGAAGUCCAAGAGCAUGUCUACAGAGCUGGAGCAGUUGAGGCGUGACAAGGGUCAAUACGAGAGUCAAAUGGCAGAAAUGCUCGGACUGCAUCAGAAUGCCGAAUCAAGAGCCAAAUCACUGGAAGGAGAGAUCAUUACGCUGCGCGAGAUCCAGGCAUCAGGCUCUCGCGAUGAUGGUCGCAUGCGUGCAUUGGAGAAGGAACUCGCCGAAAUGGCGACCGACUACCAAGAACUUACGCGUGAAACGGUCGAGAUGGAGAAGGAGCGUGAGAAGCUUGAGGGGCUGAUUGACUCGCUCCGUGACAAGAUGGACGCCCUGGAGGUACAGCUCAGCGAUGAGAAGGUCAGAUGGCUUGGUGUCAGAAGCCCUGGCGGUACACCAGAGUUGGGCGCCGUAAAGGAGACGACCAGCACAAUGGUGCUAAGAAACGAAUUUAAGAAGAUGAUGAGAGAGACGAGAGCAGAGGGAGUCAAGUUGCUGAGGGUAAGGACUAUUCCUCGGAAUGUUCAAGUAAAACAAAAGGCUAACCAAUGUAAUAGNGCGGAACAAGAACAACGCAGACAGAUCGAGUCGCAAUUGCGCAGUCUCAGAAGAGAGCGUAACGGAGGUGUUAGUCCUCGUCUAGGAAUGAAUAGCCCAGGCCUUCGCCCGAAUUGA
Molecule: messenger RNA, 2598 nt
Organism: Aureobasidium musti
Lineage: Eukaryota; Fungi; Ascomycota; Dothideomycetes; Dothideales; Saccotheciaceae
Source: the annotation of a GenBank genome assembly